GUUCGGACUGGCACCCGGCUCUGCUAUACCCAGUAGCGUUUUUCACAACAGCCAAGAGGCCUACAGCUAACAAUGGGCACCAACCAGGAACCACAUGUAGAGAUCUCAGGGAUUCUGGACAAGAGGCGGCAAAACCUGGUGUGUGGGGCGUUUAUUCUGUCUGUCUGUCUGUCUGUGCCAUGAUCAUAGUAAAGUAAAUUAAUUUAAUAUCAAAUACUGUAUACAGCAUUAUUUGUGGUUUUAUUCUAAGAUCUUUUAAGACAGAUAUAUGAUUUGUUUACACUAUCUGUAUGACUGUCUAUCUAUGUCUAACAGCUUGUUUAACAGUCUCCGACAGUCUUUCUUUCUCUAUCAUCCUGUCUUCCUAACUGUCUCUGCCAAUAUGUCUGUCUCUUUCUAUCUCACUAUCAUCCUGUGUACAUUGUCUCUGUCUGUUUCUCUUUAUAUGUCUGUCUCUGCCAGCCUUUCUGUCUCUGUUUACCUAUCACACUAUCAUUCUGUCUACAUUGUAUGUCUGUCUCUGGAUUCUCUCUACCUUCUACUUCCAAAGAUAGAAUUUCUAGAUAGAAUUCAUUGAUGCAGACAGAUCAUUGCCAUCACUGCUCUAGACUUAAAGGGAUACUGUAGGCACCACACCAACUUUAACUUAAUGAAGCAAUUUUGGUGUAUAGAUCAAGUCCCUGCAGUCUUACUUCUCAAUUUUAUGCCAUUUAGGAGUAAAAUCACUUUGUUUAUGCACCCUAGUCACACCUCCCUGCAUGGACUUACACAGACUUACACUUCCUGUAAAGAGUCAUCUAAUGUUUGCACUUCCUUUAUUGAAAAUUCUGUUUAAUUUAGAAUUUCUUAUAUUUUGCUCUGUUAAUAGCCUUCCAGACCCUGCAAGAGCUUCCCGAGUGUGAUUAAAGUUAAAUUUAUAGAGCAGGAGAUGAAAAUUCCUAAAGCAAGUUAAAAUCUGAUUGAAAGUGAAACUAUUUUUUAAUGCUGGCUGUGUGAGUCACAGCCAGGGGAGGCAUUGCUAGGGCUGCAUAAACAAAAACAAAAGGGAUUUAACUCCUAAAAAGCAGAGAAAUGAGCAGUGACACUGCAGGGGCAUGAUCUAUACACCAAAACUGCUUCAUUAAGAAAAGGUGUUUUUGAUGCAUAUAGUGUCCCUUUAAAUGUAAAUCUUUAAUCAGAACCAACAACGGUCUACCUACACCCCCAUUUCCUUGACACUGUCACUUUCCAUAACCCCCUGAUGGUGCAUAUUUGUUUACAUGGUGGCACACAGGGGAGAGGGGGAAGGAAGGUACAUAUUCCAGUUUUCCAAAAUCGUAAAGCUUGCCCCAGUCGUGGGGAACUCUACCCCAUCAGCCUUUGCGUAUGAUAACCGAUAGGAAAUGGCAAGAUGUGGCAGACGGAGUCUGUUCAAAGCUCUGCCUUUUACCUCAUUUUAUCAAAGUAUCCCAUUAAUUUUUUUUUCUGAUAUUUCUUGAUAGUUGUGAAUUCCAGUUAAAUGAAUUUAAAAUACAUUUCAACACAAUUUAGACAAGUUUUUCAUAAACUGUGCUAAUGGUAAGAAAUGCUCCAGGUCCGUAAGUACUAUAACUCUCAUGAUGCAUCAUGGGAGCUGUAGUUUUAUACCUGUUGGAGAUCCAGAUUUUGGCUCACCUUGCUCAUACUUUUUUUUUGUAUACAUUUCUAACCCUAUGCUUGGAGCAAAAGGAGAUAAAGUCACUACUACGUAACGUGGGAAUUAACACGGAUUAUAGAUAUCGACAAUAAAUCCACAAUAUACAGAUUCUUUAUAUUAUUAUUAUUGCCAUUUAUAUAGCGCCAACAGAUUCCGUAGCGCUUAUCCAGCUCCUCAUACUGUCCCAGCUAUUCUGUUUACUGAGACGGACACAGAGAGGAUGAAAUAGAGAAAAAUUUACUCCUUCCUCCUCCAAAAAAAUUACAUGCUUUUUAAUGCAGGAUAAAUCCACAGUUCAGCUUGCAGUCUGUCCUACAAAGCUUGCAAUCUAUUGUAUGGUGAGUACGGAGCAGAGAUUUAACAUGACCGCUUUAAGCAUUCAAUAGUUCUGAGGCAUUUUAUUGUUUUGUGUUGUGAUGCAAAGUUAUUCAGUAAAAUGGGAAUUAAUGGGAAUUCAGAGGGAAAUUUAAAAUGUUAUGCCAGAAUAGCGUGACUGGAAAGUUCUUAGUGCAGAUAUUUCGGUCUAAAAUUUUUAGGUUACUUUUAAUUCCUGACAAUUCACCCUUUAGUUAAUAAACGUGUUGUGUAUUAGCACAGCUGUUUCUGAAGUAAAUACAUUUCUGUUCCAUCAAAUAAGUUGAAAUUAAUAGGAUUGGGAUGGAAUUGCCUGGAAAAUCUCUAAAAUGUUUGGUGUACAAAGAGGUGCCAAACGCCCAACAUUUUAUCUCUCUAACUAAAGAUCCUAAUGGGCGGGUAGUAGUUGUAUAUCUGAAGACGUCAUGGUGAGUAUUUCAGAUUAUGCAAUGUUCAGGCCCCCAAGGUGCCUCAGCUGCUGCAAACAGGGCCGCCAUCAGGGCAUGGCAAACAGGGCUGCCAUCAGGGCAUGGCAAACAGGGCCGCCAUCAGGGCAUGGCAAACAGGGCCGCCAUCAGGGCAUGGCAAACAUGACAGUUGCCACGGGCCUCGGGGGCCCCCCAUUGACAUACACAUACUCCAUACAAAAUAUCCUUACAUUUAAACACACAAACACUGCUCAGUGUUAAAUACAACCCUGCAAGGAUGGACAAAUUGGAGACCUCCAGCUGGCAAAGCAAUCUGGGACUUGUGCGACAGAUAUGGAUCUACAUUUUGGCCACUUUACACACACUGCAUCCACUACACAAACACAUACAUUGCAUCCACUACAUAAACACACUGCAUCCUUGUGGUCGGGGUGGGCUCUAUAGGCAGUCUCCAGGGUGGGCCCUGGGGGCCCAGACCUUAAGCUGUGUUUGGGGCCCCAAUUUUUCUGAUGGCAGUCCUGGCUGCAAACAAGGAAUUGGGGGUAAUAGACAAUGAAUUUGAUGCAAAACUAGCAGACUCCAUUUGUUCCUGAUUCAAUGAAAAAAACCUAUAUGAAUUAAAAAAAAAAAAUCAAUGUUCAAUAAGCAAAUUUUCCUCAAUCAAUGUUCUCAGAAACAGAUAUUCUAUUCUAUUCAGAUAUUCUAUUAUACUAGCUGCUUUUUCAAGAUUUUCUAGUUUUUCUAGAUUUUCUGCGUUAUAAUACACCUCCUCCAUCGCUAAACCUGCCUCGAACAAUUGAUAAAAUGUUCUCAUUGGUAUUUUUUUAAAAAAAAAUGUAUUCUUUAUUUUGAAAGAUUUUUGUUUUAUGGGGUGGGGGUACAGAAAAGAAAACAGGGAGUUAGAGUUUGUGGUACAAAUUUUGCAUAAAAUAAAUCUUUUCAUAGUAGUCUAACUUUCCAAGCGCAUAUACCAGUUGUUUGUCGGUAGUUUCAACAUACGUUCAUUGCAAGUAAGUAUUUUCAACAAACUUGUCGACAUCUGUUAUUCUUUCGUCUUGGGUUUUGGUUAAUUUAUUUUUUUAACUUGAUUUUGUCUUACAGAAAUUCCAGUGGCGAACGUACACCUUCACGCUAGCAGGCAUAAAGCUAUCCUAUUAUAAAGUUGGAGGAAGUUGUGACAAGGAGGUGGCAAGUGAAGUAAUUUUAAAAUACUUUGUAUCUGAGUGGGCAUCGUGAGGGGCUGUGUACGUUUUACAGUUUGAAUUUGUGUCUGUGCUAAUAAAUUAAAUUUAUAUAAAAUAUUUCACAGCCAGAAAUUGGAAUCUGUAUGUCUGCUGCACCAAAAUAGAUCUCAAUCUAAUUCAUGUUCGUUGAUCGCGUUGCAAAAACAAUGUUUUAAAAUACACGUGCCAUUUUUAUUUUGGGCUGAACCAUCUCCUGAAAUCAUGAUUCUGGCAUUAAUUGUGUUAAGAAAACAACAACAAAAAUAAACAAACAAACAAAAUAAUAUAGACAUCUUUCUAACCAUACAGAAUAUAAUUAUAUAGCUCACGCUUUUUAUAAGAUAUUACGAUGCCCAGCUUAAUAUAUAUUUAAUGAGCAUCAAUUAUGUAAAUAAUGUGUAUUGUGUGAUUAUUGUAGGUGUUGUCUAUAGAAAUCUAUAAUGAGUGACCAUUUAAAGGAUUAGCCAACCAAUAUCCCUCCAGCUGCAGGAAUGGCUUAGAGCGCCACCCUUCAUUGAAAGGCUGAGAGAAGUACUGCAACCAUGAGCUGCUAUUUCAUCAAUCCUAGGGUUAUAAUGAGUCUCUCCCUUUAAUUCUAGGCCUGUUUUACAUAACAGUAUCCAUUAUAUAGUAACUGGUUGUAUCCCUUUAUCAGUAUAAUUAUACAACGUUACUCUGAGUUAAUAUUAAUAUGUUAACUGAGAUAGGACAGCAAUGACAUUGUCAAUAAAAACCUACCCUGACGUUCAAUAAAAUUAAAAAAUCAUUAACGAAAAUCAAUAAAAAUGAUAUUAUAAAAAACAAACAGAAAAGGAACUAUAACGCAGUGUAUAUCUAACGUUCACUGGGGAAAAAUAAACCUUUUUAUUACAUUUUUAGUAAUUUUCGGAUUUGCUCAUUGUAUCCAGUUUCUUACUGAAAGGGAUCCGUUCAAAAGCAGCUUGGAUUAUAAUUAACCAUAAAAUCCUUAAUUUCACUAGAAGCAGAGUGCCGCCCCCGUUAGGGGGGGCUAUCUCACCUCCCCUGAUUCCUGAACUAGUUUUUAAAUGUGUCAGAAAAAUUGCAAAAUAUACAAAACGAGGUGCAUGCUAGGAAUGGACUCUAAUUGGAGACGGUUAUUGUAAAGCAUGCCAAUAAACACGGCCUCAAACUGCUAAACUGUUAAAUAAAAGCGUUCAAGCCACAUAUAGAUUUUUACGGUCUAAUGUAAAGAUUUCUUUCAGGCGAUCAAUUUGCUUUAAAUGCCGCAGCAGGGACAUUUAUUGGAGCAUUGAGACAGGGAGUAUUAUAACUCACAACGAUCUGUGUCUGCUUUCAGGGAGAACUCUGGGGAGUCAUAGACAUGCGAGAAGUGAGUAUUAAUUAAAUGUCCUGUUAUCAUGCAAUAUAUAGAGAUAGCCGGCCGUAUAUCAUUGUGAAAUCCUAUCCAUUAGCUAGAGGUAUGUGUGUGGGAGACGGAGGAAAGAGGGAGAGAGAGGUACAACAAAAAGAUAUGGAUGAAUGACUGGUUGGAUGGAUGGAUGGAUGGGUGAAUGGAAGGAUGCGUGAAUGGAUGGGUAGCAGUUUGGUGAUCGUCUCAUUCACAAAAAUAACCAAAUGUUGGCUGCAUUAAAUUUUUUGGGCAGAAUUAAUUUAAAGAAAUAUGGGGAAGGUUUCAAAAUGAGGAUAUUUGCCCCAUGGCACUGAGGGUUCUAUGGGGCACAAUCUCCUUGUUUUAAGUUAUGUGUGUAUAGAAAUCGGACAUUCCUUGUGUUUCCUGUACAAAAGGUUUAUAGGGUUAUCAUCAUUCAUUCACCAGUUGUCAGGUCCUGGUGAACAUCCAAGGGAGCUCUAGGCAGUGUGGACACAAUCAGGGUGGGGAAUUAAGAUAUGUGCCAGUAUACGUUAUGGAAAAUGUCCCAAUCAGUUGUUCUCUUUCCCUAAACAGGUGCUGUCCGUGUGCGUAGCCAGUCCAAUUGGAUCUCGGUAUCCCAUCGAAGUGACACUAAGAAGUGGGAAAAUCAUUUUGCUUGUAUGAAGCUUGUAUACACACUUUACUUAAUACACUUAUAAUAUAAACCUUAAACACAGAUAUGGUUUUGAUAUAGCUUAACUGUAACCUCCUGACUCUUCAGCACAACCCAUGGCAGGGUUGCUAACUCAGGGAAAUAGCAGUCCACCCCCCACGUUAGCGUAGUAAUACAUUAAGAGGAUUAUAUAAAUAUGGAAUUGUACAAUGUAGAUAUAAAGUGUUGACAUUGUGACUAGCAAAGGUCGAUCACCCUUCCACCUGGCCCAGGCAGGAGGAGAUUCACCCCCUAACUGUGUCUGGCAGCAAGUUAAGACCUCAAUCACUUGCCUACCGUAUACCUCUCCGCUGUUCUCCAAACACAGCAGUAAAUAAAGAAUUUACAAUUAUAAUUUAAAAAAUAAUACUUAUAACAUAUUCUAUUAGAACCCAUGUCAUAUGAUAAAAUAAGCAGCCAGUGUCAUAGUGCAUUAAAUUGGGACCACCAUUGAAAUGAGUAUCUGUUUAACCGUAUCCUAUAUUUAAAAUAAAGCUGUUUGGGGAAAUUGGAGUAAAAAUACUGUAAUAUUACAAAUUCCUCAUCAACACACUAUUAUUUUUUUUUAUAUAUUAAUAGUUUAAUGAGAGGAGCAAUUUACAAAUAUAAAUCAGACUAUAAGGAAAGAAAGAUAGGAAUCAAUCACUGAACAAGCAUGUGACUGCUAUAUAUGACUGGGGCACUCCUGUGACUUCUGAUAUAUGGGAAUCACUCAUGGAACAAGCAUGUGACUGCUAUAUAUGUCUGGGGCACUCCUGUGACUUCUCGUAUAUGGGAAUCACUCAUGGAACAAGGAUGUGACUGCUAUAUAUGUCUGGGGCACUCCUGUGACUUCUCGUAUAUGGGAAUCACUCAUGGAACAAGCAUGUGACUGCUACAUAUGUCUGGGGCACUCCUGUGACUUCUCGUAUAUGGGAAUCACUCAUGGAACAAGCAUGUGACUGCUACAUAUGUCUGGGGCACUCCUGUGACUUCUCGUAUAUGGGAAUCACUCAUGGAACAAGCAUGUGACUGCUACAUAUGUCUGGGGCACUCCUGUGACUUCUCAUAUAUGGGAAUCACUCAUGGAACAAGCAUGUGACUGCUACAUAUGUCUGGGGCACUCCUGUGACUUCUCAUAUAUGGGAAUCACUCAUGGAACAAGCAUGUGACUGCUAUAUAUGUCUGGGGCACUCCUGUGACUUCUCAUAUAUGGGAAUCACUCAUGGAACAAGCUUGUGACUGCUAUAUAUGUCUGGGGCACUCCUGUGACUUCUCAUAUAUGGGAAUCACUCAUGGAACAAGCAUGUGACUGCUAUAUAUGUCUGGGGCACUCCUGUGACUUCUCAUAUAUGGGAAUCACUCAUGGAACAAGCAUGUGACUGCUAUAUAUGUCUGGGGCACUCCUGUGACCUCUCAUAUAUGGGAAUCACUCAUGGAACAAGCAUGUAACUGCUAUAUAUGACUGGGGCACUCCUGUGACUUCUCGUAUAUGGGAAUCACUCAUGGAACAAGCUUGUGACUGCUAUAUAUGACUGGGGCACUCCUGUGACUUCUCGUAUAUGGGAAUCACUCAUGGAACAAGCUUGUGACUUCUGAUUAGGUAGCGUUUAGGGAAUUAUAAUCCUUUCUCUGCUGAUAUAGUUGGUAUAUUUAGUAAUCAUUAAAUGCUUUCAUUCCCUACAGGCCUCAGAUAGCCAGUUUGAAAGAUCUCGGUGGCUGAAGGCCCUUCAAGAGAAAUUGGUUUUGUCGAAGAGGAGGUAAGAAGGGAGAAUAAUUGGGCAGGCAUUCUGUUUCAGCUUGCUGAGACCCAAGGCUGCCAUAUUGCCAUAGGCCUGAGGCAGUGGAACUGCUAAUGGCAGGGAUGGUGAAGAAGUUUGACAGUAUGGCCCAACUGAGCCAUAUGUUCUACCAUUGCACUAUUUAAAAUUGACUUCCUCCUGCCAUCUUUGUGCUCAAACAAAGGAUGACAAUAUGGAAGAUGCAGUGUGUGAUGAAAGACCCGGACAGACUCUAGAAAUGCUAAAUGAGUCUGGGAAGUACGCUGAGAGGAAGAAAAACUAUUCAUACAAUAGGGAAGAGACUGUUCUUACAGUAAAAGAGACUGUUUUUACAGUAAGGGCUUAUUGUAGACACCUAUGUUGGGAUUUUAAGUGUCAGAUCCCUGGGAGAUGGAUCUCCCCGUGUUGUACUCGUUAUGUUUCUCUUUGGAAUUCACCAGCCUUUAGAAGCUCCAAAUCCAUCGCACUCCAUCUCAUGGGCAGCAGUCUGGUACCCACAAGUGUCUACAAAACCUGUACUAAAGGAUUUUAUUGACCGGUGAUGAGUGCCAUGUCUCUUAAAAUCACAAUAGGCAGUCCAAGAGACACAACCUUCCAGGAGAGUUUUAGAACAGUUCCCCAACAAAGCACUGUCUAUAAACACAUUAUUAUUAUUAUUAUUUUAUUAUUUAUAUAGCUCCAACAAAUUCCGUAGCGCUGUACAAUGGGUGGACUAACAGACGCAUAGUUGAGAUCAGACAACUGACAUACAGGAACAGAGGGGGUUGAGGACCCUGCUCGAUGAGCUUACAUGCUAGAGGGAGUGGGGUAUAGUGACACAAAGGGUUAAAGUAGGGGAAUUAAAUAGUUUGUUACAGAAGGGUUUAUUGAGUGCUUGGUAGGUCAUUUUUGACAGUUGCAGAAACGGAGUCAUGGGGUGGGGGAUGAGAAACCUGAUGACAGUUUAAUUGAUACACUUUAAUAAAGAAAUGAGUUUUCAAAGAUUUUUUGAAGGAAUGGAGACUCGGUGAAAGUCUGAUUGAGAAGGGAAGGGAGUUCCACAGAAUAGGUGCAGCCCUGGAAAAGUCUUGAAGGAGAGCAUCAGAGGUGGGGAUCCAGGCAGAGGAUAGGCGUAGGUCUUGGGCUGAGCGCAGGGGUCUCGAUGGGACAUACUUGUGUAUGAGGGAGGAUAGGUAUGUUGGAGCAGCAUUAUGUAGGGAUUUGUAAGCAAGUGCCAGAAUUUUGAAUUGGGCCCUAUAUCUAACUGGAAGCCAAUGCAGGGACUGACAGAGCGUGGAGGCGUGGGAGGUGCGACCGGACAGGAAAAUAAGCCUCGCAGCCGCAUUCAUUAUAGAUUGCAGUGGUGCAACCUGGGAACAUGUAAGACCGGUGAGAAGGGGAUUGCAGUAGUCAAGGCGAGAGAGAACAACAGCAUGAACCAGUACCUUAGCCGCGUCCGGCGUUAGAUAUGGGCGGAUGCGCGCUAUGUUCUUGAGUUGGAAGCGACAGGAUUUGGCUAUCGAUUGGACAUGGGGAGUAAAAGAGAGAUCAGAAUCAAAAAGAACCCCUAGGCAGUGAGCCUGGGAGGUAGAGGUGAUAGUAGCUCCGUUGACUUGGAUGGCGACAGACACAGGAGUAGCAGCACUUGAGGGAGGAAAAACUAGAAGUUCUGUUUUGGACAGGUUGAGUUUAAGGAAGUGAGCAGCCAUCCAGUUGGAGAGGCAGUCAGAAACACGAGUCAAGGUGGGUGGAGAGAGAUCAGGGGAGGACAGGUAGAUUUGCGUGUCACCUGCAUAUAAAUGAUAUUGGAAGCCAAAGGAGCUGAUGAGUUUACCAAGGGAGGCAGUAUAGAUAGAGAACAGUAGGGGGCUGAGGACAGAACCUUGGGGGACGCCAACAGAGAGGGGUUGGGGAGAAGAGGCAGAGCCAGAGAAAGAAACACUGAAAGAGCGCUGGGAGAGGUAGGAGGAGCACCAGGAGAGAGCAGUAUCCCGUAGACUAAAGUUACGGAGAAUGUGAAGAAGCUGUUGAUGAUCAACAUAUAUAUAUAUGUAUGUAUGUAUAUCUAUUGAUUUCUUCAUCCAUAUUUUUCCAUAUUUUAUGUUUUCUCCUUAGUUUUCUGUCUUUUUAAAUAUACAACCCAUUGUAUGAUCUCUGUCUCUCUCUCUCCAAACAGAAGAUCUUCAGAUGGUCCCUUGGUCCGCGAACAAUUCAAUUUUGCACAAGAAAACCGUGAAUGGACAAGUAAGGUAAAAAAAAUAAUAAUCUGGAAUACAUGAAUUUGUUUCUAGCAUUACCAAUGGGAAAACCUGGAAUUGGAUUAAUCAGUCCCACCAAAUCUGGCCAAACAUUCUGUAGGGUUUAAAUGAUGCCAUCUGUUAAGAACAGAUAUGAAGUUUUCAUGAGACGUAAUCCGUUCCAUACAGCUCAGGACCCUGUUGAUCUCCAGGAACUUACAUUUUGGCUGGGUAGGCAGCUUUGCCCCCAAAUCUAAACUGCCCUUUGUCAAACAACUGCCUUUCCAGGAUUAAUAUUAUUAUUUUAUUAUUAUUACCAGCAAAUUCUGUAGUGCUGUACAUUGGGUGGACUAACAGACACGUAAUUGUAACCAGACAAAUGGACGCACAGGAACAGAGGGGGUUGAGGGCCCUGCUCAAUGAGCUUACAUGCUAGAGGGAGUGGGGUAUAGGGACACAAAGGGUAUAAGUAGGGGAAAUAAAAUAGGUUGCUAGAAAAGUAAUCACUGAGAACUUAGUAGGUUAUUAUUGACAGCUGCAGGAGUUGAGUCGUGGGGGGUGUGGGAUAAACAGCUAACAGUUUAAAUGAUAUGCUUUCCUGAAGAAGUGUGUUUUCAAAGAUUUUUGGAAGGAGUGGAGACUGGGUGAACGUCUAAUGGAGAAGGGAAGGGAGUUCCACAGAAAAGGUGCAGCCCUGGAGAAGUCUUGGAAGCAAGCAUCAUAUGUGGGAGUACGGACAGAGGAUAGGCGUAGGUCUUUGGCAGAGCGCAGGGGCCUCGACGGGACAUAUUUGUGUAUUAGAGAGGAUAGGUAGAUUGAAGCAGCAUUAUGUAGGGACUUGUAAGCAAGCUCCAGAAUCUUAAAUUGAGCCCUAUAUCUAACUGAAAGCCAAUGUAGGGACUGACAGAGGGGGGAGGAGUUUAAGGUGCGGGGGCGGACAGGAAAGUGAGCUUCGCCACCGCAUUCAUUAUAGAUUGCAGCGGUGCAAUCUGGGAACACUUAAGACCACUGAGAAGGGGAUUGCAAUAGUCAAGGCGAGAAAGAACAACGGCAUGAACCAGCACCUUAGCUGCGUCUGGUGUUAAAUAAGGGCGGGUGCAAGCUAUGUUUUUGAGAUGGAAGCGGCAGGAUUUGGCGAUCGACUGGACAUGAGGGGUGAAGGAGAGGUCGGAGUCAAAGAGAACACCUAGGCAGCGAUAGAGUAAUUUCUAUAGUAAUGAUAAUGAUAAGCUUUUAUUUGCUUGUAUCAUGAUUAUGAUGAUUAUUAAAAUUUCUUAUUUUUUUUUUUAUUCUAAAAAGUAUUUAAUUAUGUCUUUCAGUCCAAUACCUCUUCUGUAGCAGAAAGCCCCACCUGCGAUGAAGGUAUAUUUACAUGUUAAUAUUUUUACCUUAUUGCGGAGCUCUGUGAUACACUCAUACACACUGCAUAUUACUGUGAGUUUUAUUGCUGUGGAGCUCUGUUAUACACUCAUACACACUGCAUAUUACUGUGAGUUUUAUUGCUGUGGAGCUCUGUUAUACACUCAUACACACUGCAUAUUACUGUGAGUUUUAUUGCUGUGGAGCUCUGUGAUACAUUGUACACACUGCACAUUACUGAGUUUUAUUGCUGUGGAGCUCUGUGAUACACUCAUACACACUGCACAUUUCUGGGAGUUUUAUUGCUGUGGAGUGCUGUGAUAUAGUUAUACACACUGAUUACUAUGGGUUUUAUUGCUGUGGAGCACUGUGAUAUAUUCAAACAUACCGCACAUCAGAGUGAGUUUUACUGAUGUAGAACACUAUCUGUGAUACAGACUUCGCAUUACUGGGAGUUUUAUUGCUGUGGAACAAACAUUGUGUGUACCAACAAUAGAGAGAUAAUUGGGUUAUGAAAGUGGGACAAAGUAAGUUAUAUAUUUUAUAUCCCUAUCUGUGCUUCCCCUACAGAAGUUGAUGUGCUUGGAGAUAUGGAUUCCUUCAUUGACAACACUUUCAACGGGAUCACAUAUAACCGACAAUCACAAAUAAUAAAGAACGACAUCCAGACGCAUAUACCAAAUCAGGGUGAGUGGCAAGUUUGCAUCUAAAAGGUCUGUGGAUUAUUCUGCCUGUCUCUGUGAAACUGUGGGAUACCUUCAGAUAAUCACUAUGUGUGACCGUGUGACACAGCACAGGUAAAGGGAGCUAUGGGGUAUGGACACUAUUAAAAUGCUACCUGUAACCGAAAGAGAACUACCGGAGGACACCAAGGGCUGUAGGAAAGGUAUUGGUGGACACAUUGCCUUCCUUUCUAAUAAGUUACAUACCUGUCUGCACCAACUUACCAGUCUUCACCUAAGACUGCCAUUUGCUUGCGUCCCCACGUGUCUGUAAGGGAGAUUUACUAAGAGUUGGUGGGUUUUUAAGGCAAGAGCCAAUAAGGUAAAUUGUGGAGUCUCAAUUUAAUUAAUUCUUUGGAAUAGGGAUAACAUUCUUUAUAAAAACAAUGAUGAUUUGAUUGACCUCAGUCAUGAAUCUCUACAAAAUACGGGAGAAAUCUGACAUUUUGACUGAGCUGCCAGGAAGUUUAGCCUAUGAUUUUAAAUAGUUUCUAUAGACAAACAAGAAAAAUUUUAGAAAAUUGCAAUAAUUAUGAUUUUUUUUUUUUUAUAGGUUAUGAUAAAGUAUUUGAAAAAUAAUCAUACCAGGUCUGUUUUUACACAUCAGUGCGUCUCUGGGGUAAUCUAGCAAUUAUAGACAAUGAACUAUACCCUUAUUAAAUCUCAGCGCACUCUCUGUGACUAUACGGACAUACACAGACACUCGCCCAAAUCAUCCUCUCCCUACAACAGUUCUAACCAUAUCAUUUAUCAUGCAGGUGCCAAUUUUAGAUGAAGUAAGAGUUAAAGGAAUCGUUACCCCUGUUAUACAAAACGCAAAGGACACAGGCCUAAUAUGAGGACUUCAAAUCAUUAUUGAGCUUCGUCCCAUUGACAUGACGAUACAUGCAAUAUUCACAGAAAUAUUAUUUAUUGAUCUUGGAGCAGAAGAAGAUGGACACAAUAUGGCAAACUGUUUAUAGAUUUUGUUACUAAACUUAUACCAUACCCAUGUCUAAAAAAUGUAUCAAUC
This is a messenger RNA of Pelobates cultripes (western spadefoot toad), 12794 nucleotides long. The record is from the annotation of a GenBank genome assembly. NCBI's taxonomy places the organism in Eukaryota, Metazoa, Chordata, Amphibia, Anura, Pelobatidae.